AUGGAAACGCACGGGACUGAGCAGGAGUACGUUGUCAUUCUUGAUGCCGGCUCGCAGUAUGGGAAGGUGAUUGACAGGAAGAUUCGCGAACUAAAAGUGGAGUCGCGUGUGAUGCCGCUCAACACCCCAACCGAAACCCUCCGCAGCGACCGCCGGAUCAAAGGCAUCAUUAUAAGCGGAGGUCCAAGCUCCAUCUACGACAAGGAUGCUCCAGCAUUUAACCCUGAUCUUUUUGAGGUUGGGAAGCCGUUGCUUGGCGUAUGCUACGGGAUGCAGCUUCUCACGCAGGCCUUUGGAGGGAGCGUUGGCCAAACCGAUGUGCGAGAGGACGGCCAAGACGAAAUAUGGAUUGACUUAACCUCACAGCUUUUUAACGGACUCUCUUCAAAAGAAAAGGUUUUACUCACGCACGGAGACUCCAUUACGGAGCCUGGACCACAGCUUAAGGUCAUAGCACGCAGUAGUGCCAAUAUUAUUGCCGCUGUUGGGCACCACCAGCUUCCACUGUUUGGUGUGCAGUUUCAUCCGGAGGUGGAGCUUACGGAAAAUGGCAUGCAGAUAUUUAAGAAUUUUUUGACUCUCUGUGGCUGUCACUUUACCUUCACGAUGGAAGACCGUGAACAGGUUGCACUUCGCAUGAUUCGUGAACGUACGGCUCAAGGGCAAAAAGUACUGUGUCUUGCGUCGGGUGGGGUUGACAGUACUGUGUGUGCGGUGUUGCUGCUCAAGGCUCUCGGACGCGAGCGGGUGGUGUGUGUACACAUUGAUCAUGGGUUUAUGCGUCUCAGGGAGAGCGAAGAAGUGGUGGCCGCUUUAGAGGGGGCCGGGGUUUCUGUGAUCCUUGUUAAUGCCUCCGAGCAAUUUGCGCAAGCGACAACAGAAAUGCCCGCUAGGCGCACACGUGCGCCAUAUAGGACAGAGAAGCUGUGUGAAGUGGUAGACCCCGAAGAGAAGCGUGUCAUUAUUGGUAAUACCUUCAUGUCUGUGUGUGAUGCUGUUGUUAAGGAUCUUAAGCUGGAUGUGAAUAAUAUACUGCUUGCCCAAGGCACUCUACGCCCAGACCUCAUUGAGUCCGGGUCCCCAUAUGCCAGUUGCACCGCGGAUACCAUUAAAACACAUCACAAUGAUACAGCUGUUGUUCGCCAGCUGCGCGAGUCUGGCCUAAUUAUAGAGCCACUUUGCGACUACCACAAGGAUGAGGUACGAGAGUUGGGUGUACGGCUUGGUAUUUCACCACACUUGGUGCAACGGCAGCCUUUUCCUGGACCUGGACUGGCUAUCCGCACCCUCUGCAGCGACGGCAUGCCCUACAGGGACGAGUUUUAUGAGUCAACAGCUCAAGUUGUGCAGGCCAUCUGCAAGGGUGACACGAGCAUUGAAUUGGUACAGCCACUGAGUGAGGCUCUUAAGGAUCUCCAGCCGGCUUCUUGUAUUCUGCCUGUGCGUACGGUUGGUGUUCAGGGCGAUGGCAGAACCUACGCCUACGCAGUGGCCAUUUCUACCGGUCGGUCUCCAUCGGAGGCGGAUUGGCGGGUACUUAGCCGUUUGGCGCUUGUCAUUCCGAAGGUUGCACGUCACGUCAAUCGCGUGGUGUUUAUGUUUGGCCCGAGGCGGGAUACUGCUCCGCAACGUGUCACGAAGACGACAUUGACUCCCGCCAGCCUCAACAAACUGCGUAUUGCGGACGACCUUGUAAAUUCUACUUUACUGAAGCACGAUCUUGUGCGCCGGCUUAGCCAAGUCCCCGUUAUCCUAACGCCGCUUGGCUUUGAGGAAAAGGGACAAUACAGCAUUGUAAUACGCACGUUUGUCACAAACGACUUCAUGACGGGGGUUCCCGCGCUUCCUGGAACCCCGCUGAUGCCGCUGGCCGCCUUGGAGGAAGUGGUGAAUUCGUUGCAGCAACUUGAUUUUGUGUCACGCGUCUUAUAUGAUCUUACGGCGAAACCGCCUGGAACGACGGAAUGGGAAUGA
Molecule: messenger RNA, 1974 nt
Organism: Trypanosoma rangeli
Lineage: Eukaryota; Euglenozoa; Kinetoplastea; Trypanosomatida; Trypanosomatidae
Product: putative glutamine amidotransferase
Exons: 1
Coding region: 1-1974 (657 amino acids)
Biological process (GO): GMP biosynthetic process
Cellular component (GO): cytosol
Molecular function (GO): GMP synthase activity; ATP binding; GMP synthase (glutamine-hydrolyzing) activity
Source: RefSeq, a predicted model, not a curated record